AUGAAAACAUCAAUUCAAUCAGAAAGGAAACCAGGAAAAUCAAUUCCAAAACCAAGGGAUAAUUUUACAAAUCAAUCAUCCAAUUCAAAAAAAGAGAUUGCCAAUGAAUCAAAUGGAUUCGAUGCUUCUAAACCGCUUCUAAUCUAACCUAUCCCCAUGGAACCUAAAGUUAAAUAAAAUUGUCUAAUUGAAAUUGUUGAAUUGGCCAAUUCUCUUAAAGAUGAUGAUAAUGUUAGUGGUCUAGUCUUCAAACAAAUCAUCAUCUCAAUUGAAGCCAAAUUAACAGAAUUCCAAGAGAGACUUGAAAAUAGGGACAACUUGACAGAACUUAAUUCACAUCUAUAGAAAUUGCAACAUCUGUAAACUAGUCCUUACAGUCCAAAUGGAAAUAAAGCGAGUGUAAAAAAAGAUGACUCAAAUAAUGACACAAGUGGACUACUCCGUAAUUAAAGUUAAAUCUCAUUGCCAUAGAAUGACAAUGUCAGCAUUAUGAGUGCCCAAGAUAAAAUGAAAAGUCCUCAAGGUAGAAGAUCAAACUCCAAAUAACAUUCAGCCAUUCUUCCAAACAUCUCAUAAUAAGCAGUGUCUGACAAUAAUAAGAUUGCCGCCUUGGAAAAGAGACUCAGAACUAACGAGGACAAUUAUAUUAAAUUGACCAAAGAAGUGUAAGAUCAAUAUACUUCUAACAAUUAAAAGCUAGAAAAGACAAUUAAGGCUCUGAAUGAAAAGUUUAUGUCAUUUAGUGCCAACAAUUUGCAACAAUAGUACAUCGAAAUUACUGAGAGUUAGAAGGCUUUGAUUUCACAUUUACAUUAGCAAUCAAGGGAAAUCACCGAGAUCAACAAUGCCAUGCUUAAAUUAAAGGAGACUCAAGACUCUUAAAAUAUAGAGAUCUCAAAUAAAAUCGAGCAUAGCUUACAAUUACAGAAUGAAAAUUUUGUAAGGAUUCAAUCACUUUCAUCCUCUCUUUAAUCAAUCGAUGCUGAUUUAAUCGUGAUUUUAAAGUGUUACAAAGACAUUCUUAAUGAUAUCUUCAAAAUCGAUCUAAUUGAUCAACAAUAAAAAAAGUUAAUUAGUCUCCUAGAUGAAUAAUGA
This is a messenger RNA of Paramecium tetraurelia, 1095 nucleotides long. RefSeq lists its product as uncharacterized. The record is from RefSeq and is a predicted model, not a curated record. NCBI's taxonomy places the organism in Eukaryota, Ciliophora, Oligohymenophorea, Peniculida, Parameciidae. The transcript is spliced from 3 exons.